Messenger RNA from Cooperia oncophora, 936 nucleotides. NCBI's taxonomy places the organism in Eukaryota, Metazoa, Nematoda, Chromadorea, Rhabditida, Trichostrongylidae. The record is from the annotation of a GenBank genome assembly.
AUGGUCGAUAUGAAAGCGUUAUCUCAACAAAUAGAAGUGUAUGUGGAAGUUGAAGACGCAGCGCUGGUCGCCCUGGUCAAUUUUUGUUAUUUGGGGGUGAUUGAAGUCAAUCACACGAACGUCUUGAAUAUUCUAUCAGGUGCUUGUUUGCUGCAGCUGAGCGAUGUUCAGGACCUCUGCAGCGAAUUCCUGGAGAAAGAAAUGUGUACAUCAAACUGUUUGAAAAUCCGGUCGUUCGCCGAAAAAUACCCUUUCAAAAGCUUCAUUCGUUUUGCUGCAAGUAUACUAGGUAACUGCCUUUUUCGGCUUUGGUUCGCCUAUUGCCUGCCUCUCAAAGCUUUUUUUUCAGGGGCAGGUAUACAUCAAUCUAAAUUUCACGACGAGCUCAAUGUUCGUUCAGAGGAACAGGUAUUUGCCGCAGUCAUUGAAUGGGUAAAAUUCGAUUUGACAACACGAAAGCAGUUUCUCUUCAAAUUGCUGGAACAUGUACGACUUCCUAUUUGUCACCCAAAAUUUUUGGUCGAUACGAUUUCUAAGAGCGAACUGGUGAAAUCGGAUGCAGGCUGCCGAGAUCUUGUGGACGAAGCCAAGGUGGGUAAUAUUCUUGGAAACGCAAUUGCCCGCUUUGAUUACGUUUGUCUCCUAUUUCGGGACUAUCAAUUGCUGGAUUUCUGCAUGAUUGAACGUCUGAGUUUGCCUGAAUAUCGCGUUCGACCACGGAAAGUGUUCUGCGGUGAAAUAUUGUACGCCGGAGGAGGUUGGACUGACGGUCGUCCGAACACAUCGGUAGAGCGCUUCGAUCCAGCAGAGGCUAAUGCGGCAUGGCAGCAGGUUCCACCCUUGAGCAAGAAAAGGGACGGUCUUGUAGUACUGGACCAUAUGCUCUAUGCCAUUGGUGGAUGUGAUAAUGGAACUUACUGGGACACUAAUGAAAGG